AUGCUCUUCCAUUUGUAUGCUCGCUUCCAUGCUACAAUUAAAGAACGGAAGUCGGAAAUUUGUGCUCAAUUUAACAAUGUAAUCAUUAAUUUUUUAACCCAAAGUUUUAUCAACUCGAAUUUUCAGAAUUAGCAGCACACUCCCAUCCAAACUCCAGAGACGUCUAAAGUUUAUAUGGAAUCUCUCACCGGAGUGGCUGUUUGCCAAGCAUCUUAAAUUGUGGCUCCAUUCGAUUUUUCCGAUGAUGAAAAUCCGCCAAACGCUCAACGGCAUUGAGCGAAUUUGAGCCCCAAUUGGAUGAACCGGAAAGCCCGCCGAAAAUGAACGACAUUAUUGAUUGGAAAACUUGGAAAACGGUUGGUUUUGUUGAUAAAAUAUUCGAAAAGUUCCUGGAUUCUCGAUAACAAACUACAAUUUUUCAGAGAAACUGAAUCUCGUCGUAAUCCCAGUUUUUAUCGUCAUCGUCAAGUAGCCGGGACAGUUGCACCGAAAUCGCCUCUAAUUCAUCAUAUCAUCACACUGGAGAUGGAUGCAAUUCCAAUUUGUGAAUAUAUCUCCGAAUGCGACUCACCGAGCAACAGUUAAAUUGGCCAAAUCAGGAUAAUGUGAUCGACGUGGCCCCACCACCAAACACGCCCACGUGGACUGUGCUAUUCGUCAACUGGACGAUUAUUCAUCACGUAAGAAAAAUAGUUGAAACUUAAUUAAAAACCAUUUUUUGUUUUCAGCGGCUUCAACAAUCACCGACUCCUGCCGCCUCGUGGCCUCGAAACGUGUGAGAGAACAACGGAGAAGUGGACAUACAUCAACCAACCCGUCGCCAUCCGAUUAAUUUUCGAUUUUUUUUUUCAAAUUUUAUUUUAUUUUUUGUAAAAUAAAAAUUUGUAUGAACUAUCAAUUGUUAUUAAUGAACCGCAAAUUCCAAAUAUAUGGCGAAUAACGGGGUGGCAGCUAGCUGGGCAUUCGCGCGUCUUCAUCAUUUACCGGUCCGUUUUUCGCCAGUUCUUCAUCGAAUAGCGGCCCGCGCUUCACCGAAGCCAUGUACCUUUUUCGCGAAAUAG
This is a messenger RNA of Caenorhabditis elegans, 1061 nucleotides long. Lineage: Eukaryota; Metazoa; Nematoda; Chromadorea; Rhabditida; Rhabditidae. The record is from the annotation of a RefSeq genome assembly.